UAUUUCAAAACCAUUAUCACCUCAUAUUAUCAAGCCUCUUCAUUUCUGUCAUACAAACACAAACAAAGAAAUCUAGAAAGAAAUGGAACAUUGUUUUGGCAGCGUAGUAGUGGUGUUGAUUUCAGCUCUGCUGGUUCAUGUUCAUGAAUCAGAUUCAUAUGUCAGAGCUGACAUAGAUUUGGACGACUGUGAUUUGUUCCGGGGAAGUUGGAUUCGUGAUGAGGCCUACCCACUUUACAACACAUCAAGCUGCUCGUUCAUUGAGAAAGAGUUUGAUUGUCAGGCAAAUGGAAGGCCUGACACUCUCUACCUCAAGUACAAAUGGAAGCCUGAUGGUUGUCAUCUCCCAAAGUUUGAUGGAGAGAGUAUGUUGAGAAAGUUGAAGGGGAGGAAAAUAUUGUUUGUAGGGGAUUCUCUGAGCCUGAAUCAAUGGCAAUCUUUCACGUGCAUGUUGCAUGCUGCGGUUCGACAAUCUAAUUACACUAUCAACAGAAACGGAUUUGUCUCUGUUUUUACUUUUUCUGAAUAUAAUGUGUCGGUUAUAUUAUCUCGGAAUGGAUUUCUGGUUGAUGUAGUAAAAGAGAGAGUGGGAAGGGUUCUGAAGCUGGACUCUAUUCAAAACGGCAAUGCAUGGAAAGGAUACGACAUUCUCAUCUUCAAUACCUGGCACUGGUGGCUCCAUAAAGCCAGCAAACAGCCAUGGGAUUACAUUGAAGAAGGGGGUAAGAUGGUGAAGGACAUGGAUCGUUUGAUUGCCUUCAAGAAGGGAAUUACGACAUGGGCCAACUGGGUGGACUCCAACAUUAAUUCUGCAAUCACCCAAGUUUUCUUUCAGGGGAUUUCUCCAACCCACUACAAUGGUGAAGAGUGGAAUGAGCUGGAGUCAACGACUUGCGCUGAGCAAACAGAGCCAGUAAGUGGAUCGUCGUAUCCGGGAGGGUCACCUCCAGCGGUGGCAGUUGUGAAGGAAGUGCUGAGAAAGAUGAGAACGCCGGUGGGCCUGCUGGACGUGACGACUCUAUCGCAGCUGAGAAGAGAUGGGCAUCCGUCUAUUUAUGGAUUCCGCGGUGGCCGAGGGAAUGAUUGCAGCCACUGGUGCCUUCCCGGUGUUCCUGAUACUUGGAAUGAGCUUUUGUUUGCACUUAUUGGAUCACAAGUAACCAACAAAAUUUAAGUAAAUCAAGUUUGAUAACGUAGAUAUAUGUAUAUCUUAUAUACAUGCUUUCAUCAAUAUAUAUAUUUCAUCAAUGUAUGUUUUAGGAUCAAAGCCACAUUUCUAAAGCUCGCAACUUUCAUUUAUAAUAGGUACACAACAAAUACAAACCACAUAUGUUUUCAUCAAUAAACAGAUUUAGUAAGAAUUAGUCUCAAA
This is a messenger RNA of Carica papaya (papaya), 1372 nucleotides long. Its product is annotated as protein trichome birefringence-like 38. Gene Ontology annotation, cellular component: Golgi apparatus. Gene Ontology annotation, molecular function: O-acetyltransferase activity. Lineage: Eukaryota; Viridiplantae; Streptophyta; Magnoliopsida; Brassicales; Caricaceae. The record is from RefSeq and is a predicted model, not a curated record.